This is a messenger RNA of Colletotrichum acutatum, 1246 nucleotides long. Its product is annotated as oxidoreductase. Gene Ontology annotation, biological process: NADPH regeneration. Gene Ontology annotation, cellular component: cytoplasm. The record is from RefSeq and is a predicted model, not a curated record. The transcript is spliced from 2 exons. Lineage: Eukaryota; Fungi; Ascomycota; Sordariomycetes; Glomerellales; Glomerellaceae. The coding region runs from base 81 to 1127 and encodes 348 amino acids. Gene Ontology annotation, molecular function: nucleotide binding; oxidoreductase activity.
GUACACCCUGUCUUACAGCUGCUUGACUCAGGCCUUCUGCACGGCUCGCAUCUAAUCUUGAACGAUAUAUCUGAGAAAUCAUGGCCCCCAUCGGAGUAGCUAUUGUUGGAGGAGGCAUCUUUGCCAAGGAAGAGCACUUGCCUGCUGUGGAAGCAAGCGAUAACCUCACCUUGAAGGCCAUCUUCUCCCGCUCUCUCAAGUCCGCCCAGGACACGGCUAAACUCGUCACCAAUCCAGCCUCACCUGACUUGUACUCUGACGACGCGGGCGAGGGCAAGUCCUUCAAGGAUCUCUUGGCCCGUGAUGACAUCCAAGCUCUCAUCUUGGCCCUGCCCAUUCUGAACCAGCCCGACUACAUUAAGCAGGCCCUUGCUGCAGGAAAGCACGUCUUAGCCGAGAAGCCUAUCGCCGCCGACAUUGCUCGUGCGCAGGAGCUGAUCGAGUACUACAAAAAGGUGUCCGCCGAAAAGGGCGUGACCUUCGCCGUGGCCGAGAACUACCGUUUCCAGCCCCGCUACACUACGGCAAGAGACGAGGUGCGGAAGCUAGGCAAAGUCAUCGGCUUCAACGUGAGGGUCUUCUUCUUCGUGAAACUGGGCGGCAAGUACAUUGAGACUGCGUGGCGCAAGAAGCCCGACUACCAGGGUGGAUUCCUCCUCGACGGCGGCGUCCACUUCGCCGCCGCCCUUCGCCUUCUGCUCGGCAAGGACGCGGCGCCGGCCUCGGUUGCCGCCUUCUCGGACUUGACCCGGGAGCACCUGCCGCCCAUUGAUACCAUCAAUGCCGUCGUCAAGACCAAGCAGGGCGCCACUGGUUCCUUCGCCGUCAGUGUUGGCUCAACCCUGGGUGCCUUCGAUUUCCACGUGGCGGGCGAGAACGGCAGUGUGACCUUGUCGAGUCACGAUCUCACUGUCAAGCCCUUCGACGGCGAGGCAACAACAACUCAUUUUGAACAGACGAGUGGUGUAAAGGAGGAGGUCAAGGCCUGGGCCGAAGGUUUGGCCGCCGGAACACCAAACCCCCUGCAAUCAGCUGAGGAGGCGCUGGCGGACUUGGAGUUCCUUGAGAAGAUCUUCACGAGUGGUGAACAGGAUGGCGCAAUCCAAAAGCUGAACUUGCAGCUGUAAACUGGUAGAGAAAUUGGUUAGGAGAUAAGCUCCAUGGCACAAGUGGGUGGGUGAUAGAGUUCAAUUUAGAGCUUGUUUUCCCUGCCAUCCACCACCAGAAGUCGCCGUAGACCCCUCCG